This is a messenger RNA of Adineta steineri, 312 nucleotides long. NCBI's taxonomy places the organism in Eukaryota, Metazoa, Rotifera, Eurotatoria, Adinetida, Adinetidae. The record is from the annotation of a GenBank genome assembly.
AUGCCUGCUACUUGUAUCGUUGUUGGUUGUGGAAAGAAAUACGGUGAUGUUGGUCAAGGUCGACGUAAAGUUGCACUUUUUCACCUUCCAACUAAUCUUACAAUACUAAAAAAAUGGUGUGAUAUUUUGUCGAUCAACUGUAAUAAUCUCAGCGUGGCAAAAACAGAACGUGUCUGUAGUCAACACUUCUUCAAGCAAGAUCUCACUUAUUCAGAACGAAGAACCAUAUUAGCUAAAGGUGCGAUACCAAUCCAUACGAGUACACCAGGCGAGUCUGUUCGAGUAUCAUGUUUACGUUCACGUGAUAACUGA